AUGUAUACUUCCCUGAUGCUGUUAACGUGGGUGAAUAACACACUGGACGCGGAUAUUGGGUGCAUUGAGGAUCUGGCCACAGGAGCAGCCUAUUGCCAGUUCCUUGACAUAAUGUUCAGCGGCAUCCUGUCGCUGGAGGACGUCGCUUUCGAAACGAACCAAGAGAGUCGGUUCAGGCAGAAUUUCGAGCUGCUGCAAAAUAGUCUGGACGAGUUGAAAAUCCCCCUUACGGUUCCAGUCGAUGAUCUCGUCGGGGGUGACUUCCGGGCCAACCUGGACUUUGCCGCAACAUUCCACGAAUUCUUCAAGGACAUCACCAGAAUGAGCCUCACUCGUCUGGGACCGUAUUACCCACUGGCUGCCCGGAACUACCAGAACUUCACCCCGAAUCCGGAUGAGUUGGCUACCAUUGGCCAAGGACAACACUUCCGUGCAGGGGAGAUCGAGGGGAUGAAGCUCCUCAACGGAACCAGCGACAUUGGGCAGGGGCUACAUCACAAGUAUGAUUCAAUGGAAGAACUGCAGGGGGCACAACCCAGAAACUUGCUUUAA
Messenger RNA from Drosophila rhopaloa, 552 nucleotides. RefSeq names its product microtubule-associated protein RP/EB family member 2-like. The record is from RefSeq and is a predicted model, not a curated record. NCBI's taxonomy places the organism in Eukaryota, Metazoa, Arthropoda, Insecta, Diptera, Drosophilidae. The transcript has a single exon. Gene Ontology annotation, cellular component: microtubule plus-end; spindle midzone; microtubule organizing center. Gene Ontology annotation, molecular function: microtubule plus-end binding. The coding region runs from base 1 to 552 and encodes 183 amino acids. Gene Ontology annotation, biological process: spindle assembly; protein localization to microtubule plus-end; regulation of microtubule polymerization or depolymerization.